AUGAUUCUCCUCCUUCACAAAGUGAACGCAGCCGAACACAAGCCAUCCGAGCGCGAACGAUCGUCCCAAAACCCUAUCCCAUACGUGUCCCUGAUCCUCCACGACCGGGUGCCGGACCUGAUGCCUGAGGAUUGUUCUGAGGAUCGUUCAUCAAAAGCCCCUGCGGUUUACAGCACCUUUGCCAAGGCUACCGCGGCCGUCCUGGCCCUCUUCUGA
This is a messenger RNA of Penicillium alfredii, 216 nucleotides long. RefSeq lists its product as uncharacterized. NCBI's taxonomy places the organism in Eukaryota, Fungi, Ascomycota, Eurotiomycetes, Eurotiales, Aspergillaceae. The coding region runs from base 1 to 216 and encodes 71 amino acids. The transcript is spliced from 2 exons. The record is from RefSeq and is a predicted model, not a curated record.